Messenger RNA from Suillus subalutaceus, 956 nucleotides. RefSeq lists its product as uncharacterized. The transcript is spliced from 10 exons. Lineage: Eukaryota; Fungi; Basidiomycota; Agaricomycetes; Boletales; Suillaceae. Bases 17 to 760 code for a protein of 247 amino acids. The record is from RefSeq and is a predicted model, not a curated record.
CUGAGUUUCCAUUCAUAUGUUGGCUAAUCUAGCCUAUAUAAUCUUGUAUGUCUCAUCUUUGAAAGAUAAUAUCCACACCUCCUCCAGCAUGCAGUCGUCACUAUUGAGCAGUGGCCCGGGGGUUUAUUCUAUCGUGAGUAUGGACAAUCCUGGUGUCCUUUACAGUUACUGGCAAGACCGGUCCAACAACUCGGCAAUGCUGGGCACAUUGAUCCCAUGGAAUAACACCACCACACUAGCGAACAGCGAGGCUGCAUUCGUGCAGCUCUGGCUUCUCGAAACGCCCAAUCCCACCACUCCUGGUGUCAUAGUAUAUACCAUGCGGAACCUCAGUACCGACAAACCUGCUUCUAACACAUCCGACCAUUGGACAAUUACACCACAUCCCUCGGGGUUCUACCGUAUCACAAAUAAGCGGUUUGGAAGAAACCGCGAUAUCGAAACAAUGCUGAAUGGAUACACCGCGUGGCCGAUGAAGUCGCAAAUGUAUAUACAGGAUCAAGAGUAUCUCGUCCUAUCGCAAGGCAUGUUAAGAGAAAUUUGGAAGUACAUGACGAAGCACAAUUAUCGUCAGGAGAUAUAUGACGAAAAUGAUCUUGCUAUAGCAUUCAAAUCGGCCGUGGCCAAGUGGGGGGUUCGGUCCAAUAUAGCCUUUUUUUGUGCCUUCAUGACCGCAGGUCCCAAUCCCAGCCCUCGCACAUUAAACAGCUAUAUUAUGACUCUGUCUUCAGACCAUAAGCAGCUCCUGUUUAUGAAGUGAGUCUCUCGUUUGCAUACUACGUCUUGAGACCUGUGGUAACACAAACUCGGCUCAAUUCAGCCCUAAGAAUGGUGGUUUCGAGAAACCCGCUGGCAUAAACCAAAAUCGGCAGUUCACCGGAAUUGCUUGAAUUAUUUUGUACCAUGAAUUUUGACGCGGAUCCCCACCUUUUAUUGAGGAAAGAGAUGUAAAUCAG